GCACUCUGAUGACGUCAGUCAUAUGACCAUGUGGAUGUGAAUGUGUUUUAAGGACCCUGUCAAAGGCCGAAACGAGCAUCUUUUAUCCAUCGGAUGCUUUUUGACGUUUAGUUGACGCUUAGCGGGAUUCAGCGUUGCGACCAGUAAAUUGUAAACAUCAUGUCGUGGGUAAAAUCAGUGGCAUCUAGCGAGGACGUGUUCGACGAGGAUGUGGAUGAUAUUAGUCUACUGAACAAAGAAUGGAAGUGUAACAUGGAAAAACGCGCAAAGGAUGGUUUCAGAGAUGGCACUGAUGCCGGGAAAGAAGCGUCACUGCAGGUUGGUUUCAACAUGGGAUACAGCGAAGGUGCCACAAAAAUGAGAGCCAUCGGUCAGCUUAAAGGAAUCAUGAGUGCUGUGCGGUGCUGGUGUCAUUCCCAGCUCCCAGGAAGCCCGGCUUGGGCAUCCGUCACCGAUCUGCUCCAGAAAGUGGAGAAACAUGAGGAAGGAUUGGUGGAGGCAAUGAGGAAAGCCCAGGAAAAGCCUCCACCUAAUGUGACUGAAAUGGUGGAUGACAUGGAAGACCUAAACGUUGAGCAGAGGAACCAUAGUGGAGAUUCAGGAUCCUGUACCAAAGAUGGAGACUGUUGUGGGAAUGAUGGAGAGAUUGCUUGCUGUGGCAUGGAGGAAGACUCAAGGAUUGUUUCACAGAAGUCUUCCUCUCUAGCAGACAGUUUUGAGCAGCUACUGAAGUGCUGCUUGGACUUAGUCACAGAAUUGGGGCUGCCCGAAGAGCUAAAAUGUCACAUUCAGCAGAUAAUAGACAGAUGAAGAUCUGAGGCAAUUGGUGGUGGUGAUGAUUUACAUCCUGUCUGGGCAGGAAACGGGCUACAAGCAAAUCAGCCUGUGAUAAAAUAAUAAACUGAUGGAUGACCCAAAUUGAGGUGAUUUUUUUAUUUUAGUGCUGUGAUUUUGUCGAGUUAUAAAGUUUUAGUGGAAUCGUGACCAUUUGCAUGCUAUUUCCUCUCCAUAUAAUAUCAGUAACCUAUCGAAUUAACUGAGAGCGCUAAGAGCCUAUUUAAAGGGAGAAUUUGCCAAAAAUGGAAAUUCUUUCAUUUAUUCACUCGUUCACAUGUCAUUCCAAACCUAUAUGACUUACUUUCUUUUGCUGAACACACACAAAAAAAUGAUAUUUUCUUCAGUGGCCCUCAUUGACUUGCAUUGUGAGCACAAAACUACUGAGACAUUUCUCAAAAUAUCCACAGAGGGAAAAAGUCAUAAACAGGUUUUGAAUGACGUGAUGGCGAAAUGAUGACAGAAUUUCUAUGUUUGUUUUCACCAUUCCUUUAAAAGGGUUAGCAGAAUAUUUAAGAACCAGUGCACAAACAACUCAUGAACUUCAGUUUCUUAAAAUAAAGAUUCAUUACAGUCUACCUCCAUUUGUUUUAACUAUCAGUUUAUAUUGUCAAGCACAUAAAUGAUCAAACAACAAUUAUCGAUACCUUUGUGGUGAAAUAUAUAAACAUUGUAUGGAUAACACUGUAUGUAUAUUGAGUUUCAAUUAAAGCAUGUUUUACUAAAAAUUAAAGCUGU
Messenger RNA from Triplophysa rosa, 1572 nucleotides. RefSeq names its product OTU deubiquitinase with linear linkage specificity a (gene otulina). NCBI's taxonomy places the organism in Eukaryota, Metazoa, Chordata, Actinopteri, Cypriniformes, Nemacheilidae. The transcript has 3 exons. The coding region runs from base 160 to 810 and encodes 216 amino acids. The record is from RefSeq and is a predicted model, not a curated record.